This is a messenger RNA of Anopheles funestus (African malaria mosquito), 3153 nucleotides long. RefSeq lists its product as uncharacterized. The record is from RefSeq and is a predicted model, not a curated record. Bases 2454 to 2993 code for a protein of 179 amino acids. NCBI's taxonomy places the organism in Eukaryota, Metazoa, Arthropoda, Insecta, Diptera, Culicidae. The transcript is spliced from 4 exons.
GUAGGGCUGAUGUAAUAUGUAGAUCAUCAAUCUCUGCAAAGCCCUACCGCUACGCUCGUAUGCGUCUGUUACAAGCCAUUCAAGGGCAGAAGGUGUUUGUUCAGUACACACCUUACGGCAAUUCUACAGAUUGUGUUAAACGAACAAUUCACGCCAUCUGACACGGUCAAACAACUUCAAGGGAUUUUCGGAAGGGCACCAUACCGUUGCAGAUAUGACACCCAAUAUGGUGUCACACGGCCAUUGGGUUAUAUUUAGUUCGAUCUCACUAUGCAUUAGUGAGGUUCAUGUUUGGUUCUCAAGGACCAUUAACCUGUCUGCUGCAGUUCGAAAAUCAGAUAAUAGAUAAUUUAAGUAGAUACAUGUAUUUAUUAUUUGUUCAUUUAACUAUUUGCUUGGAGAUACACUUUAAAGCUGAAAGCAUGUAUAAAAAGCUAUUGCUUAUAAUUUCUAGCAUUUUGUUUAUAUCACUUAAAGUACUGAGGAUUAUAGUAGGAGGAUUGGGCAUAUUGGUAGUAGUUCCUAGCGAAUCAUUGGCUUGGGAAAAAACCUUAAUGUUCAUGUAUAGAAACAAUGAUGAUAAGUCGUUUAAAUAUGUUUUCAAUGGAAUCCUUUAUAAACGAAUGGAGGCGCCUGGUACUAAGCAUUUGCUAAGAGCAACAUCUUCUGUGAUUGUUAGCACAGACGUUAAACUAUUGUGUUUUGUAAAUUAAACCGCUCUUCUUUAUCCCAUUAAGACUAUGAAAUUGAGAUCUGAUUAUGAAAUCUUCAAAAAAAAAAACGCUUCAUCAUCAUCAUGUUUCGUCCAGUCUUCGAUCGCGUUAGCUCUAAAAAUACUAUGUAUGAUACAUAGCUUAAGGCAUCCGUAAUUAAUUGACUUAUUCGCUGACUCAAUACUGUCCACGGUUGGAAAAUCAAAAAUUUCGCCUAGCCAUCUUGUGUUCCUAGUGUCGUUGUCCGGGUUUUUUCGAUUGAUCAACGCACCACGGCAAAAAUGGUAAUAAGGAAAAGAUGGCAGGCAAAAAGGUGCUAAAUGGUGGUACGCGCUGAAGAUGAUCGUGCGACGAAGUAUAAAUUACUAUGCUUUGUUUCGGAUGGACUAUCAGUUUGAGACAAGCAGCGCGUAAGUGCGGACGAAUUUUGAUAGGUGUGAUUACACAAGCCACGUGCGACACGUUUACUGUGGGACAUUAAAAUAGUGAAAAAAAAUUAUAAUGGAGUGCAAAGUUAAGAUAACACACGUGGUAUUGUUCGUUGGACUACUUUUAUGCAGCACAUUAUUAACAGUGGAAAGUGCACCAACGAUCGAGAAGAGACACGAGAUCGGGCCCGCCCUUCAUGUGCUGCCGUUGGAGGAAACAGCCACCGUCGUAUCGCUAUCGUCCGUAGAUUCAUCUGACACACCCAUCACAUCAUCGCACAAUCGAAACAAACGUGCCAUCAUCUUCCGUCCACUGUUCGUGUACCGGCAUCAGCAGAUCAAGAAGCAACGCGUCCAGAACUAUCCAGUACCGCAAACGGUUCGAUAGGAUGGUGAUACAUUGUUUUAUACCCGUGUGCGCGUACGUUGUGAUAAUUGUUAGCAAAUUAAGCAAAUAUAAUCGUACGAUAUCUAUUUAUACGGAAGGCAUGUGUUUGCGUGUGCUAAAAUGCCUAAUAAAAACGUGUGGCACAUCGUCGCGAUAUCUUACUGGAGGAACAAGCAUUCUGAACUCGUUUCAUAAUUAGAAUGGUGGGUCCGAAUUUUGCACCCUACAGUUAAAUUGUUCAAUUUUGACCACGCUGGACAGAUGGGUUCUUCUGGAUGGAUGGAUGUUUUCUUCUUCUACUGAUCGAUGGUAGAAGGGAAUGGUUAGCGAUUCAUUAUAAAAAUAGACACCUGGAGGGAACGCUACAAACUCUCUCUCCCUAACUUUGUUGCCGUAAAUUGUGUCCCGCCGUUCAAGUUCAUCCUGAUUCCAGGUCACGACGACGGAUGUGUGAAACGUUCGGAUGGACGUAAAGCGUGUCACACGUGUUCCCUUUCUCUAAGGUUUGCUUUCCUUAAUAUCAUCGAUUUAAAGUGGGUCAUUUAUGUUUGUCGUAUGCACCUAAGUACAUUUAAUGCAGUUUGGAUGAUUGUUUCAUGCAUCCCAUUUCCAAAGUGCAGUGUGUGAGUAAGCGCAAUGGUAUUUACCAGUGUUCUAAACUGUUUUUCGGUCGAUCAUCGCUGCAGAUACAAACAUUUAGCACCCUUCUUGUGCGACUAAGAGGAAGAAACGGGCGUGCUAGUGGCGAUCGUUUCCUGCUUCGGAAGGUGCUAAUAUUUUCUACCAACAUCUGCACAUAGUAAGAAGUGAAGCCUCCCUUCGAUUCAUGCGCUUGGGCGUUUAGCGAAGCUGGAAUGAGGCUACGGAGAGAAAAGACACAUCAAAACUAGGUGCAAAUGGUCCAUUUCAGGGACAGUUUAGAAUAUGGCUUCAGGGUUGAAACAUCGAGCUUUGGUGAGAUCGUUGGUUGUGCUGUACUGCUGUGCCACUUUUCGAUCGACUUGUGUUGCGGCAUAUCCAUUCUUUUAUCCCGCAGCACAGUAUUACUACAGCACGGAUUCAUUGAUGCGGUCAUCGACAAAUGGUUACAAUUACUAUCAACAGCCAAGUGCAAUUGCGCCGACCGCUGCUACAUCACAAAAUGUAGCCGCUUACAGCGGUAAUCCGAACUAUUACGGUGUGCCUGGCUAUGAGGAUCACCGGUCCGUGGGUUCUAGAAAUGGCUGGAAUGAUCCUUACCUGCAGUGGAAGUGGAACAACUACUAUAAUCGUUACUACUAUCCUUACCCGAAUGGUAACGGUGGAGGUGGUCGUGGUUGGAAUAAUCGAAACGAUGGCGCAAUUUACUACAACAACAGCAAAAGACGGCAAGAUUCCGCGCAACCAGCGGAUAGUAAACCGGAAACGACUACAACCCAGCGACCAAGAAAGAAAAAGCUUUUCGUGCCGAAUGUGUGGGGAUGAUAAUUCAUCUUAGACUACUGUCCUUACUGUACUGAUUUUGUGUUCGUUUGGAUCCGUUCUGUGCAGUGGAUUCUACAAUUACGAUGCAUUUAUAUACCGACUGAUCAGUAGCAUAUUUGCAUAAUUCUAGAAUGAAUAAAUAUUUUGUAUAUGAACAUUU